AUGGGCGAGGCCAACGUCUUCAACACGUUCUCCUUCAACAAAUGGGCCGAGCAGAAGAAAGAGGAGGAGAUUGACAAGGAGACCAAGAGAAGGAGACAUGAACAGAUCAAGCGUCUGAAGGAGAAGCUUCGAAAAGAACGAGCGCUGCGCGAGGCCGGGAUGGGUGACGGGGAUUUUGACUUGGAGCUGCUGAUCCAGGCAAUUCAGAAUGGGCAGUAUGAAGAUGUUGAAGAGACUCAUAUCACGACGGAGGAGAAAUCUACCGAAGAGAGACCGAUGACUGCAGCCGCAUUCCGUGGCGAUCCGACGAGUGACGACUACAUUUUAUCAGAGGUCCUACGAUACACUCACGAUCAUCCGGACGGCGGAAAUUAUCGAAAACCCGACCGUCCAUUAACUGCUAAUCGAGAUACAGAAAUCGACAAAUUCAACUACAACCGUCGGCUGGCCGAGCUGUUGGAUAAGGACAAGGUA
Molecule: messenger RNA, 474 nt
Organism: Mesorhabditis spiculigera
Lineage: Eukaryota; Metazoa; Nematoda; Chromadorea; Rhabditida; Rhabditidae
Source: the annotation of a GenBank genome assembly